Messenger RNA from Arachis duranensis, 1731 nucleotides. Its product is annotated as WRKY transcription factor 22. Gene Ontology annotation, cellular component: nucleus. Lineage: Eukaryota; Viridiplantae; Streptophyta; Magnoliopsida; Fabales; Fabaceae. Gene Ontology annotation, biological process: regulation of DNA-templated transcription. The transcript has 3 exons. The coding region runs from base 165 to 1274 and encodes 369 amino acids. The record is from RefSeq and is a predicted model, not a curated record. Gene Ontology annotation, molecular function: transcription cis-regulatory region binding; DNA-binding transcription factor activity.
UCUCUUAGCCAAAAGUCAGCGCCUUCUUUUGUCUCUCUCUUCUCUCUCUCUCUCUCUCUCUCUCUCUCUGAAGAAAAGAGAAAAAAAGUUUUUGCAGCAAACAGAGAGAAGCACGCAGAAGAGACAGCAUCUUCAGAAAUUGCAGACGCCUUUGUCUCUCUCAAAUGGAGAUGGAGCUUGAUUGGGAUCUCCAUGCGGUGGUUCGAGGCUGCUCCACCCUCACCUCUUCAUCUUCAUCUUCUUCUUCUUCCUCAUCCUCUUCUGGGUUCGGUUACUUUUACUCUCAAGCUUCUCCUUCUUCUGUCCUUGACACUGAAGACCAACACCAACAACAAGGAAUUACCAACAAUGUUAUGUCUUUUUCUGCUGCUUCAUAUUCAUACCCCUUUGGACCAAGGACCGCCAUUGAAGAGUUGCAUGAGCUUUGCAAGCCUUUCUUUACAAAAUCACUCCCUCAACAACAACAAUCAUUGCAAGCUUCUUCUCCUUUGUCUUCAUUCUCUGUAGCACCACCACCACCACCACCAAAACCUGUUCAUGCACAAGAGAAGCAACAGAGAAGCAACACCAACAAGCAUCCUCACCCUGGUGGUGAUUCUGUCAACACCCCAAGAUCUAAAAGAAGGAAGAACCAGCUCAAGAGAGUUUGUCAGGUACCAGUUGAGAAUCUCUCAUCAGACAUAUGGGCAUGGAGGAAAUAUGGACAGAAACCCAUAAAGGGGUCACCAUAUCCAAGGGGAUACUAUAGAUGUAGCAGCUCAAAGGGAUGUUUGGCAAGGAAACAAGUUGAAAGGAACAGAACGGAUCCAACAAUGUUCAUAGUAACCUACACAGCAGAACACAACCACCCUGCUCCAACUCACAGGAACUCCCUUGCCGGAUCGACGCGCCAAAAGCCGUUGACACCUCAGGCAGCUGCGGCCACCACCACCAACGGUGGAGAAUCUGAUGAGAAGGCCUUGACACCAACGAAAUCGGCUUCGCCUGAUAUCUCAGUUGCGGAAGAAGAGGCUUUACCACAACAUUGUGAAAAGUCAUCAGUGAGCAGAGAAGAGAAGGAAGAGGAUUUGGCUGAUGAUGAUGAUGAUGAGUUUGGUUUAUCUGAUAUGGUGAUACCUGAUGAUUUCUUUGAUAGUUUUGAUGAACUGAAAGAGAUCACUGGUAUUGAUGAUGAUGGAAUUAGAGGAGAUAAUUUCUUUGUUGAUCCCUUUUCAGCCAUUGCUAUGCCUUCUUGGGUUGCCAAUAGUGCUGCCACUGCUGCUGGUGGUAGCUGAUUCAUUUGGCCAAAAGUUUUAAACAAUUGAUGAUUAAUGUUGCAUUGUUUAUGUGAUUUUGAAGAAUCAUAGAAGAUUGCAAUUGAUGCAAAUGUAGUCGAUAUCACAACAACAAUACCGAAGGUUUUAUAUUGCGAUUGCAGUUCGGCAAUUUUGGACAACAGGAGAAAUUGUCCAAAAUCGCAGAAAAUAUGCAAUCGCAAUACGAAAUGGCCGAGGACAAGAAGAAAUUAGAAACUCUAUCACAAUUCACAAGUGACCAUUGUUUUCAUGCUUUUUCAUUUGUAGAGAAUAGGAAUUGGAAGAUUUUGGAGGAAUCUUUAGUUCUUUACUAACAAUGCCUUGUGAAGGAAACUUUAGGUGUAGUAGUAACUAAGUUAGGUUUAAGCAUGUUUAUAUAAUUUUGUUAAUCUUGUUAAAAAAAUUAAUGAUUAUUUAGGGAUUCAUAGUUUGCAUA